AUGUCACCCGUCCAAUAUCGUUACGCAGAUUCGGAAAUGGAAUCAGAUACAGAACAUAAUCAUAAUGGCAGUAGCAUGAUGAUCGAGCAGGAUCUUCCACUUCCACAUAGCAAGCAGAUUGAUCCAUCAAAAGCUCGCUUUCCAUACUGCAUAGUAUGGACACCACUCCCUGUUAUUUCAUGGCUCCUUCCUUUUGUUGGUCAUGUUGGGAUAGGCAAAGAGGAUGGAGUCAUCCUCGAUUUUGCAGGUCCUAAUUUCAUCUGUGUAGAUAACUUUGCAUUUGGAGCUGUGUCUCGAUAUGUCCAAAUCAACAAAGAUAAGUGCUCCAUGACUCCCAAUCCUUCAACAUCAACCAUGUUCAGAACUGAAGAAGAGUAUAGACUAGUAGAAUCAGGAAGAAACCAAUACAACACAUGUGGAUGGGAUGAUGCCUUGAGAAAAAGCACACAAGAAUACCAACAUAAAACCUACAACAUCUUUACUUGCAACUGUCACUCAUUUGUGGCCAAUAAUCUAAAUCGGUUGGAGUUCCAGGGUGGCAGGUGGAAUGUGGUAAACUUGGCUGUAUUGAUCCUGUUGAAAGGUCAAUGGGUGGAUACAAAAUCCAUGGUUCGAUCUUGUCUUCCAUUCGUGUUCUUUUUCUUCAUUGGAAUCACCUUUGGAGGCGUAAGUUUUCUAACAUUUUUGUCAUGUUUUGCGUUUCUUGUUGUUGGAUGGUUUCUUUGUGGUAGUUACUGUUUCAAAAGCUUCAUACAACUCUAG
Lactuca saligna is the source of this 762-nucleotide messenger RNA. NCBI's taxonomy places the organism in Eukaryota, Viridiplantae, Streptophyta, Magnoliopsida, Asterales, Asteraceae. The record is from the annotation of a GenBank genome assembly.